Messenger RNA from Esox lucius (northern pike), 1775 nucleotides. RefSeq names its product thioredoxin-like 1 (gene txnl1). Lineage: Eukaryota; Metazoa; Chordata; Actinopteri; Esociformes; Esocidae. The record is from RefSeq and is a predicted model, not a curated record. The transcript is spliced from 8 exons. Bases 124 to 993 code for a protein of 289 amino acids.
CGUCAGGGAGCUGCAGGAAAAGUGUGAUUCGAGAGAGGGUUUGAGUUGGGGCAGUGUAUACCGGUGACAUUGUUUUAUAUGUAACUUAAUCUGUAAUAAGUCCUUGCAUCUGUAUUCUGUACAAUGGUCGGUGUAAAAGUCAUCGGGAAUGAUUCCGAAUUUCAGCCUGAGCUAACAUCUGCCGGCUCGAGGCUUGCGGUAGUGAAGUUUACAAUGGCAGGGUGUCGGCCCUGUGUCAGAAUAUCGCCGGCUUUCAACAUGUUGAGUAAUAAGUACCCACAUGUAGUUUUUCUUGAAGUAGAUGUACACGUCUGUCAGGCGACGGCUGCAGCCAACAACAUAUCUGCAACGCCAACGUUUUUGUUUUUCCGGAACAAAGUGCGAAUUGACCAGUAUCAGGGUGCCGAUGCCUCUGGGCUAGAAGAGAAGAUUAAGCAGCAUGUAGAAAAUGAUCCCGGUAGCAACGAGGACUCUGACAUUCCCAAGGGAUAUAUGGAUCUCAUGCCCUUUGUCAACAAGGCGGGCUGUGAGUGCCUGAAUGAGAGUGACGAUUACGGCUUUGAUAACUGCUUGGUCAAGGACACCACCUACUUGGAGUCCGACUGUGAUGAGCAGCUGCUCAUUACGAUGGCCUUCAACCAGCCUGUUAAACUGUUCUCAUUGAAGCUCCAGUCCUCUGACUUUGCCCAGGCACCGAAAUGUAUAAAGGUCUUCAUCAACCUUCCUCGCUCCAUGGACUUUGACGAUGCAGAGCGGAGCGAGCCCACCCAAACCCUGGACCUGGCUGAGGAAGACUUCAAGGACGACGGGCUGAUUCCGCUGAGAUACGUCAAGUUCCAGAACGUUCAGAGUGUCACUAUGUUUGUAAAAAGCAAUCAGGGGGACGAGGAGACGACAAAAAUCAACUACCUUACUUUUAUUGGGACCCCUGUACAAGCCACCAACAUGAACGACUUCAAACGGGUUGUGGGCAAGAAAGGAGAGAGUCACUGAAACGGCGUGUGUACAGACGCUGGGGGCCGUCAUUGACGUCCCACCCAGGACGUUCCUCUUCGCCCCUCCCCGUCUGCCAAAGCUGCCACCGGGUGGGGGUUUAGCUACACUAUAACAACCAACACUGUGUCCCAAAUCAUCAUAUUCCCUACCCAGUGCACUUCUUAUGAGCGCUUUGUAGUGCCCAGUUUUUUGCACCUGGUGUCCAGUUGGAUUCCUGAAGGCUUUGGUCUGGGACCAGACAGGGUUUUUUUUCCCCCUUGAUUUUUCUUUCUGCUGUCAGAAGCAGUGAACUGAGUAGGGAAUAUGGUCAGAAGUAGUGUACUACUUGGGGUUCCAUUUGGGACGUGAAAACGUACACGCUGACUGCCCGUGGAAUUACCAAGAUGAGGCACCUGGCUCAAUUCAUUCAAACAUUUUUAUUGUAAUUCAGACUUCUAAACACUGUAAAUAAACAGAAUCCUUUUUCAAAGGCAUGCAGGCAUUUGACGUCUCUUGUAUUAAAAUGUUCAAGGGACAGUUCUCUGAAAUCACAGAAUGAUUCUUAAAACCAGGCUUUGGUUUGGCUUUCCUGGCAAUGUUAUUUUGCAUUUGUGGCAAAAAUAAUUUCUAAAUCUUGGUACAUACAUUUGCCACUAUAUAUGAUUUAAAAAUUUGCUUAAAUAUUUUGAUCACUAGAAUGGGAUUUGAUCUACAAAAUUGAGGAAGGUGAGUAACUGUACAAAGAAGUGUAGAUUGGUCAACAAGAAAUUAAGUAAAAUAAACAUUGGCUAUUAAAAUCC